Messenger RNA from Bacillus rossius redtenbacheri, 294 nucleotides. Its product is annotated as skin secretory protein xP2-like. The transcript has a single exon. Lineage: Eukaryota; Metazoa; Arthropoda; Insecta; Phasmatodea; Bacillidae. The record is from RefSeq and is a predicted model, not a curated record. The coding region runs from base 1 to 294 and encodes 97 amino acids.
AUGCCGCUGGCCGGGGGCGGAGGGGGCGGCCCCCCGCCUCUCUGCGCGCCGCCGCCGCUGCGAGGCGUGACUGCUGCUCCCCUGGCGGGCGGCGGGCACAACUGCGCGCCGCUCCGGUCUCUGGGCCCCGACUGGCGCGCGGCUGCGCCCGCCGCCGGCUUUCUGCCCUCGCCCGCCCCCGCGGCGGCCGCCCAUUGGCCCUGCCCCCUCCACCUGCCCUUCCCCUACCCCUCCCAGCAUCACUCCAAUCAUCCCGCGCCCGCAGCCGCGUCUGAAAACUCCCCGGAUAAUUAG